This is a messenger RNA of Torulaspora globosa, 582 nucleotides long. RefSeq names its product Ecm13p (gene ECM13). The coding region runs from base 1 to 582 and encodes 193 amino acids. The transcript has a single exon. The record is from RefSeq and is a predicted model, not a curated record. Lineage: Eukaryota; Fungi; Ascomycota; Saccharomycetes; Saccharomycetales; Saccharomycetaceae.
AUGAUCGGACCGCUCACUGUGUCACAACAAUAUCUAUUGGCUAGCAAGGCCCGUAGCAAACUUAUGAAAUGUGCCAACGCUGGCAAAAAUAAAGACUACGAUUUGCGAGUGUUGGUCGGUCACGCCAAUAUGUUAGACAGACUGAUGGAUAACAUUGAGAAGUUCAACUCGAAGGACGGCGGUGCGUCUGGUUCAUAUGGAGCAGAGUAUAUUUCUAGCGACGAGGACUCGGAUGAGGAGAACAGAGAUUUUUCGUCGGACUCGUCCAGCGAAGACGAUUCCGAGGCGGAAGAGGACGACAGCAGCGACAGUGACUACAGCGAUAGCAGUGAACGGGAGGAGUGUGACGAGAGGGUGAGGUACACUCCAUUGGGUCUCGCGAGACCCAAUGGACUGGACGCGGUGGUUACUGUGACGAUCGACCAGUGUCUGGAGGAUGAGGAGGAGUACGAAUCGGACAGCGAGAGCGAUGUGGAUGAGCACGGUUUCGAGAUGGAUUUGUCGAUGAUGCCACUGGCGUUCAAGACGCGCGACGUCGGCAUGAGUGGCCAGGUCGCGAUCCAUGAACCGCUCAUUGUCUAG